GCCUUCAGAGAAACGUUGAGCUUACUUCGGUCAUCCGCCAUUGAAGCUUCUUUUAGCAAUCAUCUGUGCACAAUUUAGAAGCUUCAUUCACUCCCUGUACUAUUUUUUUCCCUACAAUUAAAUAUAGAUACCAUUGCUGCAUUUUACUCCUUGGGAUAUAUCCAAGUAGUUCUUUGUGUUCUUUUGAAUUUGAGAAAAUUUCCGGGUUGGGCUGAGUUUGGCAGAGGUGUUUUGGUUCCUAGUUGAAUUGCUUGAGUCCAUGGAAUCGGGUCAAGCUAGGUCCGUUUUUUACGGAGCGGCAGCCGGAGAUUUCCGAGCGGAGCUCCAACAAUUUGGCAACGACGGAUUCCACGCCGGUUUAAUGCUUGCGGUGGCGGAGGAGGCUGGAAGUUCGUUCACUGCACUGCUCGAGCUCCCGGCGGAGCAGGCUGUGGAACUUUUGGUUCACUCGUCGGAAACAGAAGCCUCACCUCCGGCGAACCUUCCUGAAAUUGAAUCGCGUAGAAAUUAUCGCCACGGCUUUCUACCGCCGCCUAUUUUCCCUUCAGACGCAGCUUUGAUUGACCGAGCCUCCAAAUUAUCUGUAUUCGCCGGGAACUCGCCGUCUAAUUCGUGCUCCAUGACUCAGUUCUUAAAGCAAGAGCCAGUAUAUGCUGAUCCAAACCCGAAAUCUUCAUCCCCGGACGUUUCCAAUCCAACUGUUUACCAGAAAUCCACUAAACGGGAGAGGGAGAAAAAGAUUAAAGAGCCUUGCAUGAAGAAGAGCAAGAAAGCAACUAAGAGUACCACGGCAGAGGAAGGUGGCGAGAAGCUUCCCUACGUUCAUGUCCGAGCUCGCCGCGGCCAAGCCACCGAUAGCCAUAGCUUAGCUGAGAGAGCAAGGAGGGAGAAGAUUAAUGCAAGAAUGAAGCUUUUACAGGAGCUGGUCCCAGGAUGCAACAAGAUUUCGGGUACGGCAAUGGUGUUGGAUGAAAUCAUUAAUCAUGUCCAGUUCCUACAACGCCAAGUUGAGGCUACGCACUGCUACGUACAGGGCAUCGUCUACCCCAACAAAGCUCAUGCCAUCUUCAAGAACGUAGAGGGCAAGAUGGAAACACGGUCUUGGAAAUUCUUCGUCGUCGAAUUUCUCGAAGACAACCCCCUUGACCUUCCCCAUGAAGUGCUCCGGUCAAGCUUGGCUCACACACCUUUCUCCAAAACCUCGUUGGUGGGCACGACCUUCAAGGAGAUGAAUGACGACCAUUUCAUUGACCACGACGAGCUUCAUAAUCCUUUGUUGUUCAAAUCCGUCGGGUUCUACUACCUUGAUGAAGACGCAACGGUGCCUGGCACAAGGGGAAGAGGGCCAUCUUGUCGGAAGAAGAGACGGGACACCCAGAAAAUUCAUCCCUAGCAAGGGAUGGAGAAGAAAGCCAGAGGACUAGCGUUGAAGCCGCCUCCAAGGUUGAGGAAACCUCAAAUUUCCUUUCCUAGGAAACCCUAACCCCUGAAACUGUAACCAUGGCCCCUCCUUAGGUUUUUGUGCCAAGACGCAGGGGUUUAGUACUUAG
Messenger RNA from Cuscuta campestris, 1550 nucleotides. Lineage: Eukaryota; Viridiplantae; Streptophyta; Magnoliopsida; Solanales; Convolvulaceae. The record is from the annotation of a GenBank genome assembly.